Dictyostelium purpureum is the source of this 2645-nucleotide messenger RNA. RefSeq lists its product as uncharacterized. Gene Ontology annotation, cellular component: endoplasmic reticulum exit site; COPII vesicle coat. The coding region runs from base 183 to 2429 and encodes 748 amino acids. The record is from RefSeq and is a predicted model, not a curated record. Gene Ontology annotation, biological process: COPII-coated vesicle cargo loading; endoplasmic reticulum to Golgi vesicle-mediated transport; intracellular protein transport. Lineage: Eukaryota; Evosea; Eumycetozoa; Dictyosteliales; Dictyosteliaceae. The transcript has 3 exons. Gene Ontology annotation, molecular function: GTPase activator activity; zinc ion binding.
AAAACAAUAGUUUUUUUUUUAUUUUUUUUUUUUUUUUUCUUAAAUCAAUUAUUUUUAUUUCAUUUUUGAUUAAAUUAAAUAAUUUAAUAAAUUAAUAAUAUUAUCAUAAUAAUAUCUUAUUGUUUAUUUAUUUAUUUAAUUUAAAUAUUUCUAUAUAUAUAUAUUACAUAUAAUAAUAAAAAAUGAAUUUCGAAUCAAGUGAAGAUAGGGAUGGUGUCAGAUUUUCAUGGAAUGUAUGGCCAACAUCAAGAGUUGAAGCAACUAAAAAUCUUUUGGUUCCAUUAGGUUGUAUGUAUACACCACUUCAUCAAAGUUCAGAAACAACACAAGUACCAUACCCACCACUUCGUUGUAAAGGUAUUUGUAAUGCAAUUUUAAAUCCAUUCUGUACUAUAGCACCACCAUAUAAAACAUGGGUUUGUCCAUUUUGUUUACAACAUAAUCAAUUCCCACCACAUUAUGCAGGUAUUUCAGAUGUAAAUAGACCAGCAGAAUUAUUACCACAUAUUACAACUAUUGAAUAUCAAUUACCAACACCAGAAACAGCAUUACCAAUUUAUUUAUUUGUUGUUGAUGUUUGUUUACCAGAUGAUGAAUUACAAUCACUUACAGACUCAUUAACCAUGUCAUUAUCAUUGAUCCCAGAGAAUUCAUAUGUUGGUCUUAUUACCUUUGGUUCUAUGGUACAAUUAUAUGAAUUAGGUUUUACAGCAUGUCCAAAAUCAUAUGUUUUCCGUGGUAACCCAAGCAAUAGUAAUUUCAAGAUUUCAGAUUUAAUGCAAAAGGUAUUCUUUGGCUCACAAGAAACUAUGAAUCUUCAAAGCAAGCGUUUCCUUGUCCCAGUCAGCGAAUGUGAAUUCCAUUUAACUUCAAUUCUUGAAGAAAUCCAAAAAGACCCAUGCAGAGUCGCAAGUGAUAAACGUCCAUUACGUGCCACCGGUAUGGCUUUCUCUGUAGCCAAUGCCCUUCUUUCAACCAUUGCCCCAAAUACUGGUGCUCGUAUUAUGGCUUUCAUUGGUGGUGCCGCUACUAUUGGUCCAGGUUUAAUCGUUUCAGAAGAAUUAAAAGAACCAAUCCGUUCACACCAAGAAAUCAUUAAAGGUAAAGCCAAGUACACCACUAAAGCUUACCAAUUUUAUAAAUCUAUUGCUGAACGUUCAGUUCAACAUGGUCAUGCUAUCGAUAUAUUCUCUUGUUCACUCGAUCAAAUUGGUCUCUAUGAAAUGAGAGAGAUGGUUAAAAUGACUGGUGGUUAUAUGGUAUUAGCCGAUAGUUUCGAUCAUCCAAUGUUCCAACAAUCUUUCCAAAAAAUAUUUAAACGUGACGAUGGUGCUCUUAAAACUGGUUUCAAUGCCGAAAUUCAAGUUUGUACUUCAAUGGGUCUUAAAGUUUGUGGUGCCAUUGGUCACAUGUCUUCAAGAAAUAAUAAAACACCAACUGUUAGCGAAAAUGAAAUUGGUAUUGGUGGUACUAGCUCUUGGAAAGUUUGUGCAUUAGAUCAAAAUUCAACAUUUGCCUUUUAUUUUGAAAUUUCAUCACAACAAAAUGUUUCUGAACAUUUAGGUUUAGUACAAUUCAUUACAUCAUAUCAAAAUUCAUUAGGUAAACAAAUUUUACGUGUUACAACAGUCAGAAGAGAAUGGGCUCAAGCAGUUCAAGACCCAAGUCAAAAUAUUACAUUAUUAGCAAAUGGAUUUGAUCAAGAAACAUCAGCUGUAUUAAUGGCACGUUUAGCAGUAUUUAAAGCAGAAACUGAAGAAUUACCAGAUAUUACAAGAUGGUUAGAUAAGAUGUUAAUUAAAUUAGUAUCAAAAUAUGCAGAUUAUAGAAGAGAUGAUCCAAAUUCAUUUAGAUUGGUUCAAAACUUUGCUAUUUAUCCACACUUUAUGUUCCAUCUUCGUAGAAGUAAUUUCCUUCAAGUUUUCAAUUCAUCACCAGAUGAAUCUAGUUUCUAUCGUUUCAUGUUAAAUCGUGAAAAUGUAUCAAACUCAUUAGUUAUGAUUCAACCAACCCUUGAAAAAUACUCAUUCAAAGGACCACCACAUCCAGAGGUUCUCUCAGCUUCAUCCAUUUCAAAUGACUCUAUCCUCUUAUUGGAUACUUUCUUCCACGUUUUAAUUUUCCACGGUGAAACUAUCGCUCAAUGGAGAAAAGCAGGUUAUGAUAAAGAUCCAAACCAUCAAAACUUCAGAGAUCUCCUUCAAGCUCCAAGAGAUGAUGCUGCUCAUAUCCUCAAAGAACGUUUCCCAUAUCCACGUUAUAUCGUUUGUGACCAACAUAGUGGUGAAGCUCGUUUCCUUUUAGCCAUUAUCGAUCCAAAUAUUACCCAUGUUAGUGGUAAUACCACUGGUGGUGAAGUUGUUUUCACUGAUGAUGUAAAUUUACAUGUUUUCUUAGAACAUUUAAAAAAGUUUGCAGUUCAAUCAUAAUAAUAAAAUAUAAUUUUACAAAUAAUAAUAAUAACAAUAAUAUAAAUUAUUGUUAUAAUAUUUUAAUUUUAAAUUUUUCAAUUAAAAAUUUUUUAAAAUUAAAUAAUAAAAAUAAUAAUAAUUUUUAUAAAAAAUAUAUUUAUAAUAAUAAUAAUUCAAGAACUUUAAAAAAUAUUUUUAAAAAUAAAGAAAACAAAAAAACUAUAAAAUAAACAC